CAUCCCAAGUAUAAAAGAGUAAGUCUGAAUGAAAAACAAACAAACUAUGAUAAUGACAUUGCACUCAUCAAAAUGUCUAAAAGGGUGCCUCUAGGUCCAAACAUCAGGCCAGUGUGUCUGCCUGACAAAACAGAUGAACCUGUGACAGAGCUCACAAUAGUGUGGAAUGAACACAGAAGUCCUUUUUGGUGGGUGGAGUUUUUGGUGGAAGCCAGCCAGUCUGGGACAAAUUUCCCUGGCAGCUACUCCACAGGAUAUAAAGGAGUAAAAAUGAGUAAAAAUCUGCUUCAUGCAUCUGUCCAGAUAUUUCCACUUAAUGAAUGUGAUUCAUUGGGUUUGCCUGUCACUGAUAACAUGAUCUGUGCUGGAGGAGACCAAGUAGACAGCUGUCAGGGUGACAGUGGAGGUCCUUUGUUUUCUCCUGUUUUGGGCUAUGGGUCUCCAGACAAGCCCUAUCGUCUUACAGGCAUUGUAUCAUGGGGUCCUCCUGGAUGUGGCCAUAAAAGCUUUAAAGAGCAGUGCUGUGCUUGA
Messenger RNA from Cyprinus carpio (common carp), 531 nucleotides. Its product is annotated as vitamin K-dependent protein C-like. Lineage: Eukaryota; Metazoa; Chordata; Actinopteri; Cypriniformes; Cyprinidae. The record is from RefSeq and is a predicted model, not a curated record. The transcript has 4 exons. The annotation marks the transcript as partial. Gene Ontology annotation, biological process: proteolysis. Gene Ontology annotation, molecular function: serine-type endopeptidase activity.